AUGGAUGCUGAAUCAGUACUGAAAGAGCUUGAGAGCUUGCAGCAGCUUCAUGUCGAACAACACCAACAACUUUCGCUUGCACUGAGCAACUCACAUGCCUUGAUGGAGAAAUUCAAGACCCUUACAUCUCAAAAGAAGUCUGUUACCAUUCAUAGCAUGCCAAGCCAAAAGAGCCAGAGAAGAGAAGAUCGAAGAGAAUCCUUUCGAUCUGCAAAGAUUCAAUCCCGAGUACAAAGUGUAGAGCAGCUUGGAUUUGCCUUGGUAUUUGGAGAAUCUGCUCGCAAGACUCACCGUCCCUCCAUCGAGAGUGACGAAAGCAUCCAAAACAUAGACCCCUCGACCAUGACAGGCCGUUUAGGUUCACAACCCUCGCAACCCUCGCUGUUUCCGGCUUCCGGAUCUCAACCAUUUGACCUCAUACCUGUUCCUAUGGUUGGAGAUGUGAACGUUCCAGCAGAGCUCCCUGGCGCCCUCGAUCCAGGUCUUAACGGUGAGAAGCGAGGGCACACGACUUUGACACUGUCCAACAUCAACAAAGGCGCGCAGUCGGAAAUUCUGGAAAAGUGGGUCGUCCAGGAAGACGGUCAGGAGCCAGACGACUUGGGCUCGAAAAUCCUUCUGAAAAUGCCGAGGAUUUUGUAUGUGGCAGUGCCAGUGCAAGCGCUUAUAUUGGCGGCAUGCCUGCUGUUCUCAGACAGCUUGGGCAACCUGCAAGGGCAAUACUAUUCGAGUGUCAUCAGCAAGUUCUUCUACACCAUAGCCUCUGCAGUGUGUCCUUACUUUCUUCUGACAUCUCUCAGAUCAGCAGAUUUGAUGCUUUCAGUUGGGAAACUCAACGAGUUUCUGGCAGAUUUCAACUUGCAUUGGAGCAGUGUCUCUGGACAACGAUGGCGCAGAUAUGCUUUGAUGUGGAUGUGUCUGGUACUGGUUGAAAUUGCCACUCAAGCUCUGUUCAUAUUGGACGGCAUUUCAGGCGAACAUGGCGCCUUCCAUUCUGGUCAUGUGAUCAAUUGGCUCUGUGUGGUGAGCUUUGCCAUUUGCAGCUCAUUAGUUGUGGUAGUUGCCUACACUCAGUGUCAUUUGCUAGCAGCCUUGGAUAAGAGCCUGGACUGCUGGUGCUUCAACAUCGCGUCAGAUCCAGACUUUGAUCUAGGUGUCCUAACAUGGAACCGAUUGCAGGCUCUGCUGAAGUGUGUGGGCCGAAGCUUGGCGAGCAGCUUCAUUGCCAUGCAGGUUCUUGGGGCUGUUGGCUUCGUCUAUUCCUUGGCCAGUGGCAUUAUGGUAUGCUUCCAGUUCGAUUUUGCGGGUGACAAGAUCUUGCGAGAAGUGCUGUCUUCGCUUCCGCUGCUAUUCCUCUUCGCACUAAAUAUGACUGUUUGCACCACUGGUGCUUCGUUAACAGAGAAGUGUCGCAAUAUCCCUGCUUUGGUGAACCAGCUCCCAUCGGAUAUUUGCAUUGACACAGACCGACGGUACCUGGUGAACUUCCUUAAGGACAGCGCCGCUGGCUUUUGCGUGAAGGAUAUCAGACUCACGCGCGAGAUGUUAGCAAAGCAGUUCAUCAUUAUUGGAGGUGUGAUAUCUGGCUUGUUUGCAGCUCUAUCGCGGGCCAUUUAG
Molecule: messenger RNA, 1617 nt
Organism: Cladocopium goreaui
Lineage: Eukaryota; Dinophyceae; Suessiales; Symbiodiniaceae
Source: the annotation of a GenBank genome assembly